GGAGACUGCGGUUCGUUUAAUGCGCGUGCGUGAAACGUCACCGCUGUAUGCGGCUGAGGGAUGGUAGGGGCAUAUGCUUGCUGCUGAUGCUGAUGAUGUGAACGUCCUCUGGCUCUAAUCACCAUUUAGCACCAGAAUAUCGUUAGUUCAAUAUUAGCAACAUAUGUUUUAUGAUUGACAUUUCCCGGGGACUUUUUAGACGGACAUUGUGUUUUUGUUAAGCGUUAGCUUUUCAAAUACAUUUCGCGAGGCCAGGAUUGAAAAGCUGGAACAUUUUUAAGCAAGCAAGAAAGCAGACUGAAUUUGUUCCUGGACCCUGACACAGGUGUAUUCUUUGGAUUCGAAACGUCUGGAGAAAAACACCAAACGCAGAUGAAAAUGAGAAUUGUCGACGUAUAGCGUAUCAACUGACUUUACCGGGAAGAAGAAACUAGCCAGGUCUUUAAAUCAAGUCUAAUUUAGUUUACAAAUCAAAAGGGACGAAUCAUUGGCUUGUUGUUAGCUAGCCCGCUAAGUUAUUGUAGCUAGCUAACGUUAGUCAACAGCUAACGUUGGCUAGCUGUAUACUAUAUACAGCUACUUAGCUUGAUCAUAUUUAGGGAGUCUCAGCUAGCCAGAUUAACGAACAUCUUUUUGUCAGUCAGCAGGCAAAAUAACAUGUCUUAUGGCUAAUCAAUAAGGGGUCAGGCGUUGGUAACGACUGUAUCUAGCUAGUAGUUAUUAUUGUUUUGUAUAUGAAUUUACGAAUUUUCGAAUAUUUGGUGUGUAAACUGUACAGUACAUCCACUGUUAAUUGCAUAUCGCUUUCAGUAGAAGCUGUUCAGUUAAAAUGGUUUCAUUUUUAAACCAAAUUAUUGAUAACCCAGGGCCAAUACAUGUUAACUAGCUAUUUUAAUGUACUUUAACGUUGGUGGUAUUUCAUUUAUUACAUCAAUUUUAUAGCAUGAAUCCCGUAUUCUGAUUAUUUUCAGACAGGACAAGUGUUGACAGGCACUAAUCAGGACGCUGCUGCACAACGACCAGGCCAGGUCCUCACUAUGCUGGAGAUGGGAAUAAUUCAUUUGUGUUUUAGAUAACACGCCGUUUUUCACAUAUGCCUCCUUGGUUGGACCAUUUUCUAGGAAGCUGAACUAAAGUCAUUAUCACGGAAAUCACCCUUUGGUUUUUUGAUUUAUUGUUUUUAAUAAUAUAAUAGUCAUUGUAUAAUAUUUGCUUGUAGCCCUUAGAACAUUUAUGUAGUCAUAGUUCUGUUUUAGAAUGCCAGGAAUAUAUUUUUGUACAUGUGACAGUAAAGUUCAUUAUUUCAUUUGAAACACACCAUUGGUUUAGUUAUUGACAACAUUUGAGUGCAUGGUAGGACAUACAUGUGAUGGUAGUGGCUCUUAUGAGCAUAAUCAACCAUUAUGUCAAGUAAACAAAACAACAUACCUUCGAAGUCAACUGGUUUUUAGAACUGUUUUUUUUAAUGGGUUUUAAGGGUUUACGUAGUGCUAAGAUGUCGUAACUCCAGAUAAUUUCAGAUUUAGACACUGAAGCCAGGUGUUUUAUUUAACAUUAUCCAUAUCAUGAGAUCCAAUGAACCAAUGGAUCUCAUGAAAGAUGCUGACUACCAAUAACAACAAUAUUGAAAUUGAGGAAGAAAUAGGAAUUCGAAGUAUUCACAGAUUUGCUCAGGAAUUGUUCAUUUAGAUGGAACAGACUCUGAUGUCUAGCCCUCUUGGGCAUUCAGAGUGGGAUCCAGAAUGCAAACGCUCCCAUGGAUUCAGACUCAUGGAUUCAGACAAAGGAGCUAUACUGCCUCCAAGAGAAAGCGGUCAGACGGAUUUGCAUUUCCAGAAGGUCGACCAGGAUGUAUCACUAAGCCUGGAAGAGCUUUUUCAGGAGAACGCCUUAAAUUUAGACAGCCUUUUUAGGACCUCCAGUUUCUCUGGUGGAGACCAGAUCUUGCCAUGGGAGGGAGCUCAAUCUAAUCAUUCCGAAGAUGUUGUGCCGGACAUGUUAUCUCCUUUCCAAGACAAAACUGUGGAACAUAAUGCCUCUGACGGUCCUCUGCCUACGGCUAAUUUGCUCAGGGACAACUCACCCUGUGAGGAACUACGUCCCCAGCAAGAUCCAUCUGUGAGUGACACAGACUCUGUUACCUGUGACAAGGAACUCAUAACCUUUAGUGAACCACCUUCCCCUGUGAAGUUUUCAGGUAGGACUCCAGAAACCAACACUGAAACUUCUUCAGGUGACGGAAACUCACAGAAUGACAGCACCCCUUCCUCCCCUGGUCCUGCUCCUUCAGGUGAAGUAAACCCACAGGGUGUCAGUGAGGAGCUUUUACUCCUUUUGCUGGAUAGGGGCCUCCCUCCCUUGCAGGGCGGAGAGACUGUGUCACCUGAAACGGAGGACAAAGGUUUAUUCCUGGAAUCUGUGACUGAUCUGUCCGCAGUUGGUAACAUUACCUCAGAAGGUUCACCUGAGAGCAGUCUCUCACACAACGCCAUCCCUACUGAAUGCCUUAGUGAAUCAACAGAGAUACUGGUGGGAUCUGUGCCUUUGCUAGAUCUGGAGGUUCCUGACUGGGACAGCAGCCUAAGCCUCUGCCCUACACACAUCCAAUCAGCUUCCUGCACAGGUGCAACAUCAGAUUCACCUGCAGAGGAUUCAAAGCAGGAACACGCAUCGGCUACUGCAAUCUUGACUCUCUCAGAGCACCGAGGUGGGGGGGACUCGUCCAUCUUUCUGAACUCCUCACCAUUGAUCGAACCCCAGUCGCCAAAAGUCCUUUACGACGAAUAUGCUUCAGUCCUGGGUCACCUGCCCACUGGCUGCAGCUCCGAGGAGGGUGGCAGCCAGGUUUUGAUGGAUAACGAAAUUAUCUUUGUUUCCAAACAUGAAGGUGAAGAGGAAAUGGCUCUGGAUCAGUGCUUGACCAUAGAUUCGUUACACAAUCAGGAAACGUGGGACUUGAAACCACCUGAGGCUAUACAGGGGGAGAGUGUUCCUGCUUUAAAAAACGAACAGGGCGAUGGGGAAAGGCUGGUAGACUUGGACAUGUUUGCCCGACCCACCGAUUUUCAGAAACCGGGCCGUUUUGACUGCACAGUCCUUGAGUUGAAUGUUUCGUCUUCGGGGUCUGGAUGGACAAGUGAACAAGCAGUGGAGACUCUGUCACUCUCUAAGAUGGUGGGGUCUGACUCCAUUCCUGUUACCCCCAUAGUGAAUCAGAGAGAGGAAGAAGAGUCCCCUCUUAAGGCUGUGUUUGAUGCUCUGGACCAGGAUGGGGAUGGAUUUGUACGCAUUGAGGAGUUUAUGGAGUUCGCUGCUGCAUAUGGAGCUGACCAGGUGAAGGAUCUGACCAAGUUCCUGGAUCCCAGUGGGCUGGGUGUGAUCAGCUUCGAGGACUUCCAUCGAGGAAUCUCUGCCAUCAGCAAUGGAGGUAUGGAGCCCCAGCUUUACGACGUGCACUUCAGCCCAGGGGAUGGCGCUGUGGGCUGCCCAGAGGAGUAUGACGAGCAGAACGAGGUGACGGACAGCGCGUACCUGGGCUCUGAGAGCACGUACAGCGAGUGUGAGAUGUUCACGGAUGAAGACACCGGAGCCCUCGUCCAGCCCGAGAUGCACGAGGACGUGGAGACGGACAGCGGCAUCGAGGCCACGCUGCACGAUCCCGAGGACAGCAGCAACAGGUUUUCCCUGAGCUCGGAGUUGCACAGCCACUCCCUGGUGACCGUGAUCGGGGGUGAGGAGGAGCACUUUGAAGACUUUGGGGAGAGCAACUCCUCGGAACUCCUCCUGGACACCACUGAGGAGGGGACAGAGGGGGAGGGGGACUCAUCCCACCUCCAGACCCCUGACCAGAAAUGCUGCUCCUCAAUGUUACUUUCACCCAGCUCCAGCAAGAGGCUGUCCAGCAAGAAAGUGGCACGACACCUCCUCCAGAACAGCUCCAUGACACUGGACGGCAUGGGUGAGCUGUCGCGGGACAUUCUGGACCUAGCCGACACCGACAUCACUGACAAGGUGCUACUCCUGGAGCGUCGCGUGGCGGAGCUGGAGCAGGACUCCGAGGUCAGCGGGGAGCAGCACGCGCGCCUCCGCCAGGAGAACCUGCAGCUGGUGCACCGGGCCAACGCCCUGGAGGAGCAACUCAAAGAACAGGAGCUCCGUUCUGACGACCACCUGCACCAGGAGACCCGGCGCCAUAAGGACGCUCUCACCAAGCUGGAGCGGGAGAAGGGCCUGGAGCUGGAGAACCUGCAGGCCAGGCUGCAGCAGCUGGACGAGGAGAACAGUGAGCUGAGGUCCUGCGUGCCCUGCUACCGGGCCAACAUCGAGAGACUAGAGGAGGAGAAGCGAAAGCUGGAGGACGAGGUGGAGGACGUGACGGAAAGGCUGAACGAGGAGCUGGAAACACGCAGGAAGACGUCGGAUAAGCUGGCCCACGAGCGUCACCAGAACCAGAAGGAGAAGGCGCACACGCAGGAGCUGAUCGAGGACCUGCGGAAGCAGCUGGAGCACCUGCAGCUGUACAAGCUAGAGGCGGAGGCCAGGAGGGGGCGCUCUCCCAGCGCCGGACUGCAGGAGUACCAGAGCCGCACGCGCGAGGCGGAGCUUGAGCAGGAGAUCCGCCGGCUAAAGCAGGACAACCGCACGCUGAAGGAGCAGAACGACGAGCUGAACGGACAGAUCAUCAACCUGAGCAUCCAGGGGGCCAAGAACCUGGUGACUGCCUCCUUCUCCGAGUCGCUGGCCGCCGAGAUCAACUCUGUGUCCCGCGGAGAAUUAAUGGAGGCGAUCCGUAAGCAGGAGGAUGUCAACUACCGACUACAGGACUACAUCGACCGCAUCAUCGUGGCCAUAAUGGAGUCCAACCCCUCCAUGCUGGAGGUCAAGUAGAUGAGUUUUGAAACAGGGCAUCUCUGAGCGCCUCCGACUCACUGGACUUCAGUUGGAGGGACUGGCUAAAGACUGUCCACCACAAAAGAAUACCUAAAACUUUAUCAGGUGGAAGAAAAGCACUCCGAUUACCCUUACAGAGGAUUAAAGAUGUAUCACUAUUUGUCACUUUUGGUGGCUGUCUAUAUAUAUAUAUUGUCUGUACGAAAAUAAGCUACAUGGUUGGACGUACUGAAGAUUUGAGUUUUGCUUUCUGUGUGUCUUCCCUCUUUCAUACAGUAGGCUUUGGUGCUGAUGACUUCCCUGCAUUUGGGUAGAGGGACCGGAGUUUCACUUGUGUGUCUGAGCUUGUUUUUGUGUUCCAAGGAACACUUGGGUUCAACUCCAGGGAAGAGCUGGUUAACUUGUCACUGUUCCCUUAAAUAUAUUUUUUGGCAAUAAAAUGAGUCCUAAUGGUUAUGAUUCUGAAACAUCUGGUCUUACAUAUCAACCAAUAUUUUACCCUGAGCUCAGUAAAUGAACUCGGGGUGUGUUUGAGCACGUUCUUCUGUAUCAGUCAUUUUAUUUUUUUGGAAACAUACGAAGUGCUCACCAGGAGACUAGGUCGGAUGAAGUCGACCCAUGCUGCUCCAACCGCUCACCACGUCCUACGUUAACCGUUUUGUGUUUUGCUGUGGGACUCUCUCUCCUAAUUUGAUUUGGAUUCUCUACACAGUGUGAGUUAAGGUCACCCAGGUGAGGGACAUUUCCUCCUGUAGAUGAGAAACGCCCCGAGGGUGAGGAGUCAACGUGUGUGUGUGCGCACGUGCGCAGUGCUUUGCUUCCAUUGCUUGCAGUAUGUUUUUGAAGAACAUGGUGUUUUGACUACAGUGGUUAGAACCACCAAGGCUCCGCUGGCAUCUCUGGUGGUCUCACUCUUUGCUGCAUCCAUUUGUUUUUACAAUGAAACGGAGUCCUAGGAGGUCAGGUGGGGCUAAAUACUCCAAUCAGAACGCUUCCAUCACAACGCUUUUGUGUGAACUCCGACAUUAGGGUUGUUCAACUGACAUGCUGUCAUGGCUAACUUAAAUGUUGUUCAUACUGACACAUUUAUUUAAUGGUGUGAAUUCAUUAGAUCAAACAGAACGGUUCUUAGACUAGUUUUCUAUUGAGCUGGGGGCAUGGGGAGGUAUAGUUCUUUGGAGUGCGAUGGACCCACCUGAUCUGAAUUGGGCUCUUGCUGAGUGAAAGUGAAAAGUAAGCCAGCAUUAAAUUGUGUAGUCUGCUUGUUACCAAUUCAUUUUUACUGAAUAUGUGAAUUAAGGUAAAUAUGCUUACUGAAGGGAUAGAAUCAGUUGUACUUUUGCACUCUAUUUUUUGAUUAAGACAAAUGUAUUGUUACUUUGUAAAAAAAAAAAAAAACUACAAAAUGAUUGACGGAAUGUUGUCCUAAUGUGAAGAUAACUCUUGUGUAAUAACAUUGAGAAUUGGUCUGAAUACAGACAGACGUGUGGAUAAGGCAGAUUUUCUGGGAGGUUCUAUCAUGAUACUCUGACCUUUUAAUUUGAGGAGCAGUAAUGUUGAACCCUAAGCAAUAACAUUAAGAAGAACAGUGGAAGCGACGAAGGACCGACAUCACAACCGGACGUCAAAGAACUGACCUCUGAACUGAACUCUAUUAUUUUCCGAGCCUCGGUGGACAAAGUCCCAGUCUGAAUCUCCGGAACUUUCCGCCGUGUCUCUGGACAUUAGCAAGUGGAAAUAAAUAAAAAAAGAAGACUACUGAUUCUUGUCAGUGCAGCCUAUUCACCAGUGCACUCUGAGAUUCUGGUACUGGACGUUUUGAAGGAUAAUAACACGGGUGUCUAACUGCUGGAAUUGCAGGCAGCUUGUUUUGUUCCUGUGUCGAAGGGAUGGACAGCAUGGCAUAAUAAACCGACCAACACAGCUAAACUAAAACAUAGCCUUCUACCACCCAUUUAACUCACCACACUUUCUUCCUUGAGCACUCCAUGGAAUAUUGCCAUGGCUGUAAAUAACUUGUACAUGUCAUUUUUUUUUUU
Molecule: messenger RNA, 6929 nt
Organism: Esox lucius (northern pike)
Lineage: Eukaryota; Metazoa; Chordata; Actinopteri; Esociformes; Esocidae
Gene: rab11fip3
Product: RAB11 family interacting protein 3 (class II)
Exons: 12
Coding region: 1690-4887 (1065 amino acids)
Biological process (GO): endocytic recycling; regulation of cytokinesis
Cellular component (GO): midbody; cleavage furrow; recycling endosome membrane
Molecular function (GO): calcium ion binding
Source: RefSeq, a predicted model, not a curated record